AUGGGAAAACCGAUUAAAGGCCUGCAAUUGGGGGCACAUUGGGUUAAGGAUGAUAGAGCUGUAGACCUGAUCAUCCAGAUUGGCACAGUCGCCGGUAUAGUGGAACCCCAGAAGCCUGAGGAAUGCUUACUGAUUGAAUCUGACGACGACGAGUUCAUCGCAGGCCAGGAUUUACUGAAGGUUUUGGGAAUCGACGUCGAUAGACUACUUGAUCAAUUUGCUUAG
Molecule: messenger RNA, 225 nt
Organism: Phytophthora nicotianae INRA-310
Lineage: Eukaryota; Oomycota; Peronosporomycetes; Peronosporales; Peronosporaceae
Exons: 1
Coding region: 1-225 (74 amino acids)
Source: RefSeq, a predicted model, not a curated record